Molecule: messenger RNA, 654 nt
Organism: Trypanosoma cruzi
Lineage: Eukaryota; Euglenozoa; Kinetoplastea; Trypanosomatida; Trypanosomatidae
Exons: 1
Coding region: 1-654 (217 amino acids)
Source: RefSeq, a predicted model, not a curated record
AUGUUUCUGUUUUUGUUUUUUGCUUUUUGGCAGUCGAAAGAGGGGAGCGGCAUAAAAAAUAAAAAUAAAAAAGAAAAAGGUGCGCGGGAAGGGGUUUGUGGUGCGCUAUCAGUCACCGUCGCCGCUUAUCUUCUAAUGAACGCCGAUGGAGGCACCGACGAGACCACGGCGAGGUUGGUGUCUCGUUUGGCCCAGCGCUCGACGCUGUCGAGUGACGCUGAGCCCUUUAUUCCCUCAUUUCUGCGAGCACUGGCAACCACAACAGAAACUCAGCAGAAAAAUGAGGAGGAGAAUGCGGUUGAGUUGAAGCGAGGCGAGGUGCUGGAAACUGGGCUGAAGCAGCUCUAUUGCAACGCUGAGACAUACACACAGCUGCCGUCCGUUGAGAGCCUGGCAACUACGGCAGCUGUUGCUUCCACAGCCCUCUGCACAUUUGGUAGCAUGACAGAAGAACAGUUGCAGGAGUUGGAGGAAUAUCUAUGGAAUCCUUCUCAAAAUAAUAAUGAGUCUUUUCAAGAUGAUGAGCGGGUCUUUGCCAAUGACGAUGAUGGUAUGGAUCCAGAAGAGGAGGAGUGGCUCUUUAAACAAAUGUUGGAAGCAGCAGGAGUCACGCAGAUUGAAGAGACAACUACCGACGAGAUUGGGGGGUCAUGA